CCAAUCCAAUCCAAUCCAAUCCAAUCCCAUCCGAUCUUAUCUCACCAUGACCAAGCCAACACUUCUCUCGUGCUUUCUCCUCCUUCUCGCCGGUUCCUUCCGGUACGGCACGGCAGCGAAUCUCCGGGCCAGCAACAUCGGAAGCACCUCGCUUUCGUCCGAAACCGUCCGCGACGAAGAUCUGAUGAGCAUCCGGUCGUAUCUCGUGGUCGGCCUCGACGGCUACGCGCUGGAUGACCUCGACGGGAUGACUCCCGAGAAGCAAGCCGUGGUGGAAUGCGCCUUCCACACCGCCUUUGACGAAGUCCACGGGGACAAGGACGGGAUCUACCUUGCGGGGCAGGAGAUCGUCGCCACCGACGAGGACCCGGGCAACGAUGCCGACUACGGCGACGGACCAGAGGAUUCCAAGCGAGCCAGCUUCAUCGACUGGUCCAAGCGCCGCAAGUACAGACGCCCCCGCUACAUCCCCGUCCGUCCUCUCACUCCCCCGCCUCCCCGGCGGGCGCCCCUGUACAAGCGAAAAACGAAAUGGGCUACCUAUUGGAAAGUCGACGGUGGGGGCAUGUGCCGUUUGUGUAAGUCUGGUGUCAACAGCACGGCAAACGAUAGGAAUGAAAGCUGGGAGUUUAGCUUUGCAGUGCGAUUGCAGCGAGAUUGCGAUUUGGAUUGAAUGCAUGCGUAUCCGAUUGCUUUUGGUGUUGCAUUGUUGUUGUGGCAAUGGGUGGUGGAUCUGCUGCGUUGCCUCUUUGCCUGUUACUUUUCAUCAGUGGCUUGUACUGUGCCGAACUCCUCACCGCCCUAUCUUUGUGUUUUACAAAACGCCAAUAUCACACCAAUCGAAAAAGGUCCCGACGACGAUGCUCUGAAAGUUGUCUCCGGGUCUUUCCUGCUCAAUACCUACGACACCAAGAAGGCCAAGGACGAAGAAAUCGCCUCCGAUUAUGUCUUUGGUGAGGCCAGCAUGAACGCCAUUGCCGAUGCAAUGCGCAAGCAUCUCAUCGAAGGGACCUGUGUGGCAGAGGGAGACGAUUAUUUUGAAUACAUCGAGCGAGUGGACGUGUAUCCCAUCAGCCAGGCCGAAUUCGAAUCCACCGUCGCCGCCAUUGCUGCCUUCAAGGAAACGAGAAAGGAGGCUGUCGCGAGCCAUAACGAGAACGAGAGAGAGGCCCUCGACAAGAACGAAGGCUCGUCUYCUACGGGACUCGCCUCCCCGCCUCUGGUGGAAGCAUCUCUUCCGUUUUACUACGGUACUUUGGUGGCUUCUGAUGCUGCCGCAACUUCCGCCAGCAGACACUUCAGGAUUGGUUUGUCGGGCAUCGCUUGCGGGCCCUGGAACAACCAAGACCUGCUCGAUGUGAACUCUGCGCUCCACAACUCCAUCAACUCCCUCGAGGGUCUCRGCGACAAGGGCCAUACCAUCGACAAGAUCGUCGGUGGCGCCACCCACCGACCCCGACCCCGAAACUACACCUGGGGGUGCGGCUUCGAUCUGUAUUCCAGGCUGGACGUGGCCGGGGAAAUGAGCGAUUCCGCCCUCGACGACAUUGGCGACUCGCUAUGCUCGGAGCUCUAUUGGCUCGGGGGCAACAGGUUCGAGCACGCCAUCGACUGCGGCCUCGAACCCCUCUCCGUCACCGAAUACAACGAAGCCGUGGCGGUCACCAUCGCAGCGGACGGCAACGCCGCGAGUGGAGGCAUGCUGCACCACAAUGGUGCUGGUCCCUCUGCCACCACUACGCAGGAGUAAAGGAACGACGGCAGCACAACCGCUGUUACCGAUCGAACACCAUGACGACUUUCCUUUGGGCUCGGACAGCAGGCCGUCCUUCGAUCCUUCCAUCCUUGCUCCUAAUUUUUCUUACUAUCUUCGCACACAACGAUGCCGAUACGCAUGAUAUACAACUUACUACAAACUACAUACUACACACUACAUAUUACAUAUUUCACAAAAGCAACGAAUACUCGGCUGCAGCACCAGCACCUUCCGCCUCUGUCGAGAAGAAACCUAUCCGAGAUGAUUGACAUUCCUUGGCUUGUUGGGACGAAAUUCUUUUCAAUACAUAUUUACAUCUACAUAAUACUUCUAUUAAUCAUAUUUGCAUUCCACAUGAAUUCUUGCUACUGUAGUACACUACACAAAAAAUGUGCCCUCGUAGGGUUUAGAUGAAUCGAAGCACUGGUAAGGAUUUCUCAAUUCGGGGGACGGAAGGUAUCUUUUUUGUUUUGUUGUCGAAACGGGGGUCAUUCACACUUGCGAGCUGAUUCGCUGACUGACGAUGACUCACUCGUUCGCUCCUCAUUGGCUUUGUUUCCCUGACCGCGAGGSAGGUGCCCUGCUUGGAUUCAGAUUUUGGGAGUAACAUCCUUUCGUUUCAUUCGUACCAGUGUUCAGGGGUACGUACCAAUGAGUACCGUUCGAGCUCGUAGUAGUGGUGGUAACGUACCGUACGUACUACUACGAGUUACCAUACACAACUCGUACGAAGUAUGUUCGACAUAGUAAGCUCAAACGAAGGAAAGUUCUCGUACUGUACCUUCGUCGGAUUCGUUUUGUUGGCACACCCUUCCAGACUGCGUCGCACUGAAGCCAGAGAGAAUACGAUGGAKGGUGGUUGCAAUCGGUGAGGGGAUCCGUUCCGUGCCGACCCGUUUCAUUUCAUCUCGCCGACGUUGCGCCACAGCGAAUGCGAUGGCGUCGCACUCGCUGCCGCUGUCCGAUGCCAUCGAUUGCUGCCACAGCACACCGCAAGAACACGGGUGCGAACAGCAGCGYGAGUGCGAAUACGARUAUGAAUACGAGUACAUCGAUGUGGUGUGGCURAAACGCGAUGUCCGCUGGACCGAUCACGGCCCGCUGUCGGAAGUCGCCACGGGAGGCUCCCGGGGAUUCGGUYGGCAGCCAAAAAACGGACAACAAAAACAACAAGCACUUCCGGCGCCACGGGUUCCGAGAAAGUUUGUCCUUUUGUAUUUGCACGAACCCGAUCAGUUGAGGGUUCCCUCGGUCCACGGUUCCCAUCUGCGGUUCGUCCACGAAGGCCUCGUCGACAUGGAGGAGCGGUUGAAAGAAUACCAAAAACAAACCCCCGGCGAAACUSGCCACCACCAGGAGUCGGGAGCAGCCGCGAAGGCAGCAAGCCCAGAGGGAUCGGCACAUCCCGACCRCGAACAGAGUGGYAGUAGAAGCCAUAGCAUCAUCUCGCCUUCCUUCGAAUACCUCACCGUCUGUCACAACACAAUCAUCUCGACGCUGGCUUCGAUUCAUUUCCGUUACCUGGCAUCGUCCGUAACCAUUUCUCCGCAGCAAACACGGCAAGAGAUACCACCACCACCGCSAGACGGAACGACUGGCACUGGUUCCGAAAGUAAGCCGGCAGUGCCCGUCGUCAGGAGAACCUACUACAAGAUUGCGAGGCUCCUUGCGCACGAAGAAACUGGGCACUGGGAGUCCUAUCAGCGGGACGAGCGCGUCCGAAAAUGGUGCGCCACCCGGGGCAUCCCGUUCGUCGAGUUYGGCCAGACGGGCGUCACCCGGGGGCUGAGAGACCGCGACGACUAUCUUUCCCGCUGGAAGGCMUUUAUGGCCAAACCCCCCUACCCGAGCGGCCCCGAUCUGGCKAGCUCGGAAUCCUUCCGGGAACGGUUGCUGCUGCUCGACAARCUGCCGGGAUUCCUCUCGUCUCCGAACGGGAUCGCCGGCCUGUUCGACGACGACCACGCCGCGGCCRCGAACAACAACCCUGCGGGUUCCGCUGCCGCGAUUCUGGGGGAGCUMCCGGCCGCCCACCGAUCCGAUCGCCCCCGGCGGGAGCAAUGCGGCGGAGAAACAAGGGCCUUGGGCACCCUGCGGUCCUUUUUGUCGAGCCGGGGAGCAAACUACGCGGCAGGGAUYUCCUCGCCCAACUCGUCCUGGAACUCGUGCAGCCGGUUGUCCCCGUACCUAACGUGGGGCCACAUCAGCCUGCGGUGGGUCCUGAGAUCCCUCGAGGAAACGAGGGACCGCCUGCGGAAGGAACAACAACGACAGAGAAAGCAAAAACUAAGCGGCAACAACCCGUGGCUCAGAUCCUUACAGGCAUUCGCCUCGCGUGCCCACUGGAGGUCCCAUUUCAUCCAAAAACUAGAAAGCGUAAGUCUAUCACCAAAGAUUGCGGUCAUGUGCAUUGAAUUGAAAUGCAAUUCGUCUUGCUCUUAUUCCUUGCCAGAUGUUGGUUUGUUUGAGAAAGCACUAUCGAGACGACAAGAGACAACCCACACCAAAACACACCUAGCCUAACAUAUUGCAUCACACUCCUGCUAUUUUGUUGUGAAGGAACCGAUGCUAGAAAAGCGGGACCUGUGUCCAGCAUACCAGCACCUGCGGCGGGGGGAGGGAGACUGGGACCAGGCCAAGUAUGACGCGUGGGAGAACGGAACCACCGGGUACCCUUUUGUCGACGCGUGCAUGAGGUGCCUGGUCGAGCACGGGUGGAUCAAUUUUCGGAUGCGGGCGAUGCUGGUCUCCUUCGCCACCUAUAACCUGUGGCUGGACUGGAAACGGAUAGCCCCGCACCUGGCGAGGGUGUUUCUAGACUACGAACCGGGGAUACACUACCCACAGCUACAGAUGCAGKCGGGGACCACUGGGAUCAACGCAAUGAGGGUAUACAACGUGACCAAGCAGGGAAAGGACCAAGAUCCGAAGGGUCGCUUCAUCCGAAAGUACGUUUCGGAGCUCAGAAAGGUACCGGACCAAUACAUMCACGAACCAUGGAAAAUGUCGGAGGCUCUGAAACAGAAAUACUACCACAACCAAACCAUGCUCUUUUCCUCCGUUCGUAGCAAGGAUAACGACAGCGGUGACGUCCGUUAUCCGGAACCCAUCGUGGACGAAAAAGAGUCGGCGAGGAUUGCGAAAGAAAAGCUGAACACCGUGAAAAAAGAAUUGUCCACCAGGAUUCAAGCCAACCAGGUGUUUCUCAAGCACGGAAGCCGAAGCCGACAGAGCAACGAGUGGAACGGUAGGACAAGAGGAUCCGCGGCGUUGCCAGCAGCCAUCGAAGCCCUCGGGAAACAAUGCCAAACAAAGACAAGCAGUGGUGGCCGCCAGCCCAACAUCCGAGACGCCUUCUCCGCCGCUGCUGUGACCGCCGCUACAUCCAAGAAAAUAGAGCCAAGCGACUGCGGCCCGCCAAUGAACAAGGAAGUUGUGGAUCUCACGGCGGGGAUCGAUCGCGGCCCGCCGAAACGGAGAAAGCCUUUGCCCACUCCCACAAUGACCAACAAGCGAAUCAAGGCCGCCCCUGUACCGAUGCCGGGAACCAACGGAGCAAUGUCAGCAACAGAUAGUAAAAGGGGGAGCUGGAGCUGCACCGCGUGUACAUUUCUGAACGAAAAACCACACGGACUCGUAUGCACCAUUUGUGGAACACCACGAUGAAGUUUAUGCUAUUCUUGUCGCUGCAUGAUUCGCCUUUGCAUGCGUGCGGAAUAAAUCACAGAGUACAU
This is a messenger RNA of Pseudo-nitzschia multistriata, 5490 nucleotides long. NCBI's taxonomy places the organism in Eukaryota, Bacillariophyta, Bacillariophyceae, Bacillariales, Bacillariaceae. The record is from the annotation of a GenBank genome assembly.